AUAAGCUGACUAUUGUUUUUCACAGAAUAACGUAAGCGUAUUCCGCGUCUCGUUACGAGAUAGUAAACAAUGCAGAUUGAUGUCAAGUGAGACUUGCGACGCGUAAAUCGCUUAGCUUGCGUUAAUAACUAACUACUCUCCUGAUUUGAAGCGAGCAGUUCGCGACUAACCUUUGGUCGUGUGCAUUCAAGAGUCGAUAAGCUGCAGCGUUUGUAUAGCAGGAAAACUUGGUUUCCAAUAUGCAAUUCGCUCCUCUGACAACACCGUGGGCAAGAAGAUUUCAGACACUUGGAGCUCUUCAUUACGUAGUAUCCUUCAUAUUUCUCGCUCAAAUUUGUCUGGCAUUUUUCGUGUACACAUUCUUCACUAGAAUAUGGCCGCUCUCGGUGAUAUACCUUGUUUACAUGUGGUUCGACUGGAAAACGCCGGAACGCGGUGGUAGGCCAAUCUACGCUAUAAAGAAUUGGGGGAUUUGGUAUGGAAUGCGCGAUUACUUUCCUAUAAAGAUUCACAAAACUGCUGAUCUCGAUCCUCGUCGGAAUUAUCUGCUGAUCUGUUACCCGCACGGGGUACUUUGUCCUGGAACAUUUCUCAAUUUGACUAGUGCCGUAACCGACACUCACAAAUUAUUUCCGGGCUUCGACAGUUACCUAACAAUGUUGCCUUUCUGGUUCAGGAUUCCACUAUUUCGUGAUUAUAUCUUGUCAGGAUCUCUGGUCUCCUCUACAAAGGCUUCAAUAAAGCACCUUAUCACUAAACCCAAAGGAGGUAAUUUAGUGGGAAUUCUGCCAGGCGGUGCACCAGAAUCUCUUGACGCCAGACCAGGCGAUGUAAAGAUUAUUGUUCGACAAAGAAUGGGAUUCGUGAAAAUGGCUAAAGUACACGGUGUUCCCCUCGUUCCUUGCUUUUCCUUUGGAGACCACGAGUUGUGGGAUCAAGCAGAAAAUCCACCAGGAUCUAAACUCAGAAGAUUUCAGGAAUUUUCCAUGAAGUAUUUAGAUGUGGCUUUCCCAGCGUUUCAUGCCAGAGGGAUAUUUCAAUACAACUAUGGCUUACUUCCACGAAGACGACCCUUGAACUUUGUCGUUGGAGCCCCAAUCGAAGUGGAAAAGGAUCCAAAUCCAUCGAGUGAAGAGCUUGUGGCCUUGCGGGAGAAAUACAUAGAAAAAUUGGAAGAACUUUUCAACAAACACAAAACAAAAUAUCUGAACGAAGAUGUUAAAUUGAUUAUAUCAUAAAUAUAAUGACCGAUCAAUUCGAUUAUCACCAAGUAUCUACAAAAUUGCUGAUUUGUUAAAAAGAUUUUCAUUUGUCUUGCUACUAAUUAAAA
Molecule: messenger RNA, 1330 nt
Organism: Styela clava
Lineage: Eukaryota; Metazoa; Chordata; Ascidiacea; Stolidobranchia; Styelidae
Product: 2-acylglycerol O-acyltransferase 2-A-like
Biological process (GO): triglyceride biosynthetic process
Cellular component (GO): endoplasmic reticulum membrane
Molecular function (GO): diacylglycerol O-acyltransferase activity
Source: RefSeq, a predicted model, not a curated record